Messenger RNA from Leptidea sinapis, 619 nucleotides. Its product is annotated as larval/pupal rigid cuticle protein 66-like. The transcript has 2 exons. Bases 19 to 570 code for a protein of 183 amino acids. Gene Ontology annotation, cellular component: extracellular matrix. The record is from RefSeq and is a predicted model, not a curated record. NCBI's taxonomy places the organism in Eukaryota, Metazoa, Arthropoda, Insecta, Lepidoptera, Pieridae.
GUCUUCAAACAAAUCAAAAUGUUCUCAAAGGUCGCUGUCUUUGCCGCUCUCUUAGUUGCUGUUCAAAGCAGUGCUAUCAGUCAAGACUACAACAGCUUCUCCUAUGGCGUAGCAGACCCACACACUGGUGAUGUUAAGAGCCAGCAUGAAACUCGGGUGGGCAGCAAUGUACAGGGACAGUACUCCUUACUCGAGUCUGAUGGAACCCGGCGGACUGUUGACUACGCAGCUGAUGCACACAACGGAUUCAACGCUGUGGUGCGCAAAGACCCUGCCUUAGUCGCUGCCCCUGUUGCAUCUGCAUACGCAUACGGUGCUCAUGCUGCCCCAGUUGCAUAUGCAGCCCAUUCCUCUCCUCUCGCCUACAACUCUUACGCCUCCCUCGCAGCACCCCUUGCCUACAACACAUACGCUGCUCAUUCCGCUCCCCUUGCCUACAACACAUACGCCGCUCAUUCCGCUCCCCUUGCAUACAACGCAUAUGCAGCUCCUCUAGCCCGUGCUGUGGUAUCUCCACUUGGACUCGGCUACGGUGCUCACGGUAUCGCCGCACGUUUGGGACAUUAUUGAUUAACAAGUUUUAUUAUCUGUUUUAAAAUAUAAAAUUAUUUAAAAAUAA